Penicillium brevicompactum is the source of this 264-nucleotide messenger RNA. RefSeq lists its product as uncharacterized. NCBI's taxonomy places the organism in Eukaryota, Fungi, Ascomycota, Eurotiomycetes, Eurotiales, Aspergillaceae. The transcript is spliced from 2 exons. The record is from RefSeq and is a predicted model, not a curated record. Bases 1 to 264 code for a protein of 87 amino acids.
AUGCAAUUCCACUUCCUUCUCGCUUCCAUGCUCGCUUUGGGAACCACAACCCUCGCACAAUCACCUAUGAGCGGUAUCGCGAGCUCGCAGAGCACUCAGAGCCCGACUCUUGCGCCUUCGACGCGUGGUCCAACUACGCCUGUUCCCACUCUUCGCAAAAUGCAGUCCGCCACGCCGAGCUCCUCUGCAACCCCUGGUGCCGGGCCUGGGGGUAUGAUGGUGGAUGUUGGAAGGAAAGCGAUCUUGUAUAUUCCGGAUGUGUGA